UAUAGUCAUUUCCAUCAAAAUGCCAGUGGAACAAGAUGAAUCUGGAUCUUCCGGGUAGACCGUGAACGCAUCAGGAGGCAGGAGAAGGUAAGAGGCUGUCCGUUAGUAGCGGAGCUGCUAACUUCGCAGCUAACUAUGCCUGGAAAAUGUAAAUUCCAGGACUCCUGGCUCUCCAAGGACAUUUACAAGGAGUGGCUGCUGAAGGACAUGCAGGACAUUCACUUCGCCAGGUGUCGGGCCUGUUGUAAAUCUAUCAAACUCCAGACCAUGGGCGAGGCUGCUCUCACCAGCCACGCAGGGGGAGCUGGCCACAAAGCGGCGGUCCGCAAGCUAGUGGAAGGAAAUCUGAUGAUGAUAAAUGCUGCUGGGCAGAUGAACGGCACCAUCACUCAGAGUGAAGACACCAAGGAGCAAGUGACCGUCUGCCUCCAGCGCGACGCCUUGGACAGAAUAACAGGCAGCGACUGGUCAGAGCAGCACCACAGCCCCACUUCAAACUCCACCUCCCACAAUGCCGAGCUACAGGAUGUGGCUUUUCCCUCUGCCUACUUCACAGCUCCAGGCACCUCCAGGCUCAUCAGCCAUCGUCUCCACUCAUCAGGCAGCGAGGCGGAAGACGCCGGCCGCCGCUCGGUCCAGCACGACUCCGUGGAGCUGUCGAGUCUGGAGCAGCAGCAGAGGACUCAGGCUCUGGAGCAGCAGCAGCAGAUGAAGAUCCUGGAGUGGGAGAACAGGAUGAAGGUUCUGGCCUGGGAGCAGGAGCUGGUGAGGGAGAAGAGGAGAGCGGCCCGGCAGAAGGAGAAGGCCUUCAGGAUGAAGAAGGCGUACUACAAAGCCAAGUUAAAGAGGAUGGGCGAGGACGUGCCGCCGUCUUCCUCCAGCAGCAGCGAUGAAGAGGAGAAAACCUCUGAUCCCACAGGAUGAACUGAUUUAACUUGUGUUUUUAUUAGUGUUUGUUUCACACGUCUCUUUUCUCUACAUGUCAUGGAACUGUUGCUAUUUUUAUACAUGGUUUUUGUACUUGAAUGCAGAGGGAAGUUUCUCAGCUGCUUUAAAUCAGCUGUUUUUACACAGAGAGAAAAUGAGUGAAUGAAUGAGGCUGAAUAAGGAACAUGACAAUGACCUUCUGAGGUAGAUCGUCAUCUGGAUCAUUAUCUGGAUCGUCAUCUGGAUCAUUAUCUGGAUCUUGGUGCAGAUCCAGAUAAUGAUCAACUCCAUAAAGAUGUCGGAUUUUUUCAUGAAGAUUCAAACAUUAGAAACAUGUCAAAAAAUCCUGGCUCCAUCUCUUCAACCAGCUCCUCCCCCUCCCUCCAGCUCAGGUGCAAAUCGGUUCAGUACUUUUGUUUGUCAACAGGAUUACAUGUCCUGUUGACAAACAAACCAACAAACACAGGUGAAAACUGGGAGGUAAUUAACCCAAAAGGUGAAUUAAAAGUACAUGGAAAUGCUCUGGUAGUAGUAAUGAGUUACUUUGCACAUCUUGUAGAAAUGAACCGUGUGAAAUGAUCAAAAUCACGUUUAGUUCUAUCUGUCAUUGAUCAUAAAAUCACAGGCUGUUCACUGAUGUGUAAGAUGAUGUUUCUCUAGAGGCCAGAGUCUGUUUUAAACCUGCACUGAGAUCAGAUCUGAUCACUGCAGAUCAACAGUGACAUUUUCUACACGGAGUCUUUAACAGACGUCUUGCAUGCUAACACCACUACGUAUGUUUGAUCUGUUUCUGCUUUGUAAAUAAAUUUGCGUUGGGUACAAAUCAAAGAAAACACCUGAAAAAAUGAGUGGAGAAACAUACACUACAUGGCCAGAAGUAUGUAGACAUUAAUAUUACAGGCUGGUGAGUCAGAGCUCCUUGUCAGGGCCUCCUGCAGUCUGCUGACAGACAUUUAUAACACUAGAAUAUAACUGAUGUUUCACAGGAACUA
Molecule: messenger RNA, 1919 nt
Organism: Seriola aureovittata
Lineage: Eukaryota; Metazoa; Chordata; Actinopteri; Carangiformes; Carangidae
Gene: fsbp
Exons: 4
Coding region: 136-924 (262 amino acids)
Source: RefSeq, a predicted model, not a curated record